This is a messenger RNA of Prunus armeniaca (apricot), 594 nucleotides long. NCBI's taxonomy places the organism in Eukaryota, Viridiplantae, Streptophyta, Magnoliopsida, Rosales, Rosaceae. The record is from the annotation of a GenBank genome assembly.
AUGGUUAUUUUAUGUGACGAAAAAGUUGUUUUGCGCGACGAAGUGUACUCGUUCGUCGCGCAAAAUUCCGAUGUUGACAAGUCUUUGAGCGACAAAAAAUGGUUAUUUUAUGCGACGGAAAAGUUGUUUGCGCGACGAAACAUAUACUUCUUCACGCAAACUUCUUCUUCUACAUAUCUGCAUUUCGCCAUUGCAGAGUCAGAAUACAAAGAAAAUUUUCAAAAUCUGUAUGUACUGUGCUGCGCUGCUGUCUUUGCUGGGAAUUCAAUACGCUCAUUGGACAUCUGUAAUUUGCUAUUGUGGAGAACGAUUGAGAAUGAAUUAUGGACAGAAGGUGGAUAUAGAACCCGAACAGAUGCGCAAACGAAUACUUGGAUGGAAUCGAGGAUUUUAUUGAGUUUACACGUAGACACAACCCGGGUGCAACUAGAAUCCAUUGUCCUUGUAGGAGUAAGGAAUGGAAUGAUUGAGACAUAUAGCAUUUGGAACCUUUACGAGGAACAAUUAGAGCAUGCUUCGUCUUCAAAUGCCACAAGAGUGGACAAUGUUGAACCAAUUGUGGAUGCGAAUGAUCAAGUCAUGGAUAUUAUAUAG